CGGAACCUUUAUUGGUGAGGAAACUGUUGCGAGUCGGAUGUGUCUGAAGGACGGAACCUAAACAGCCACGUAGUAUAAGCAGGAACACGUCUAAGGACUGAAGCUGUUUGUGCCAUCCAGACCAGCCUGCAGACUUAACCAAAGUUUAGCGAGCAUGAAGUAAAGUGAAUUGCACCUGUGAAACCCAGCACAUGUUCAUGGAUGCUAGAGCAGCAUCUGUAUUUCAAGAGAUAUGGAAAAUGGAAAUAAUGGAAUGGUCUCAAUUGAGGCCAAGCCCCCUCAGCAUCCGGAUGCCCAACACUGCAAAAAUCCAAACAGCAAUACUGUAGAAUCUCUGAAGCCGGAGAGAUCACUCGUAACGGAGAAAAUCCCAAAUGGUCACGUCAAAGCAGAGCUGUUGCCAAACGGAGAGGCCAUGGUGGAGGGUCAGGACGUUGGUGGAGGCAGCACCCCACCUUCGGCAACUCCAUCCCCAGGCAGCCGCCUUUCCGACUCUUCUCCGAGCACAGAGCUGGAUCCAGGUGUGGUCUCUUUCCCUGACAGCCUAGAGAGGUCUGAGGGCUCUGUUCACACGGGUGACGCGUUGCAAUCGCUCAGACUAAGUAUUCCUAUGCAGGAGACUGAAUUGUCAUCAACUGACCCAUGUGUGGAGAUGGAAAAUGAAGAAAAAAUCCGUCAGGAAGCUCGCAGACGACUAGAGGAACAGCUCAAACAAUACAGAGCACAGCGGCACACAGAGCGAACCCGACGGUCCACUCCUAAAAGCCGGCCAUUUAGCACUUUGGACCCAGAGCUUAUGCUCCACCCUGAAGGUCUCCCACGGGCCAAUACUGUCGCCAUGACUAAAGAAUACUCUUUCUUGCGCACCAGCGUUCCUCGUGGUCCCAAACUUGGAAGCCUGGGAAUCCCUUCCAGCAGGGAGAAAAAAUCCAAAUCAUCUCGCUCCAGCAAGAUCCACUCUCUCGCUGACUACAAAACUCCUGAAUCUGAAGGUUCUGGUGGAGCAGUUUCUGCAUCUGCUGACUCGUCGUUUACCUCCCUGCAUUCCACCAUCAGCUCCGUCUCCACCGUUUCUGAAAUCAGCAUCAGCUCAGAAGCCAACAACCAUUCAGAAUCAUCUCAGCUGAUCAGAGACAACAUCUCUGAGGUGGAUGGCAGCGAAUCAGGCUUCAGAGCUGACGGCAAUGACAGCGAUAGCUCAUCCUAUAGUAGCGUGUCUACUACAGGAACGUAUAAUAUGUUAUCUGCAAUAGUGAACAGGCCAAAGGCUCCAUAUACUGUUGAAGGGAGAGAGAUUGCUGCUGAAGCCAUGGGCCACUUUCCGUCACUUCAGGAAGUCCUGCAGGCUGCGACUGAAGAAAGGCACAUGGAGGAGCUCGAGCAGGACAGAGAGGGCAGCGUGGAGCCUCGCAGUCGCAGGGACAGCUUCUCCAGCAGUGUGUCGUAUGGGAGUUCUGUGAUGGGGACUCAUGAUGAAAUGCUGCAAGUGCUGAAAGAGAAAAUGAGGUUAGAAGGACAACUGGAGUCUCUCUCCUCCGAGGCCAGUCAGGCUUUAAAAGAAAAGACGGAGCUCCAGGCUCAGCUGGCCACAGUAAAUGCUCAGUUGAAGGCCCAGGUGGAGCAGACCCAGGCCGGUCAGGAGAGGCAGAGCACCCUCAAAACAGAGGUGACGACACUACGCUCCAACUGCUCUGCACUGGAGAAGGCCAUGGUGGACCUCCAGACCAAUCUGGAAGGGAAGAACGCCAGCUUGGCCUCGUUGGGCAAUGAUUUGGAGGUAGCUGAAGAGCAGUACCAGAGGCUGAUGGUCAAAGUGGAGGAGAUGCAGCAAAGCCUGAAUGCCAAGGACAACACAGUGUCGGAGUUGCGACAACAGAUGGGAGGCCUGCAGACUCAGCUACAGCGGGUCCAGAGUGAGAGGAACGCUCUCCAGAGCAGACUGAAGACCUCGCAGGCAGAAGUGGACUCGUUGCAGCAGCUUCGCCUCUGGUACCAGCAGCAGCUCAAUCUGGCACAGGAGGCACGAGUGCGACUGCAGGGAGAGAUGGCAAACAUGCAGGCAGGUCAAAUGACUCAGUUUGGUGUGUUGGAAAAUCUGAAGAUUGAGAACGUCACACUGUCUCACAAACUCACGGAGACGAAUCAUCGCUCUAUAAAAGAAAAGGAACGGAUUGCUGUACAGCUACAGAGCAUAGAGGCGGACAUGUUGACUCAAGAAGCGGCCAUACAUCAAAUUCAGGAGGCCAAAACGAUGGUGGAAGAAGAUCUUCAGCAUAAGCUGGAGGAGUUUGAGGAGGAGCGAGAGCAUCUUCUCAAACUAGCCAACACAGCCACAACACUGGAAAGAGAGCUGGAGCAGGUCAAACUGGUUCUCUUCCAAAAAGAUUCCCAGCUGGAGUCUUUACAGCGCGAGCACCUAGAACUGAUGAAGCAGCUCACCACCACUCAGGAGACCCUCCAAACCAAAGAACAGGCCCUUAAUCAGCUGGAGGCCCGCUAUCAGGAGCUCCAGGUCCAGCUGGAGGAGCUACAGACAGACGCCUCUGCUAAAGAGGAAACCCUGCAGUAUCUGCAAAAUGAAAAAAUAGUCCUGGAAGUGGCUCUACAGGCCGCACGGGCUGAUAAGAGCGAGCUUGAUGAGGGAGCGGAAAAGCUUGGCGAGGAAGUGCUGGUGGCAUCGGACACUCUUGACCAGCUUAGACAGGAAGUACAGGUUAAAGCGACACAGAUUGAAGCUCUACAACAUGAGAAUGGCACCCUUAAAAAGCAAGCACAGAAACUGAAAGAGCAGUUCAUGCAGCAAAAGGUGAUGGUUGAAGCUUACAGGAGGGAUGCCAGCUCCAAAGAGCAGCUGAUCUCUGAGCUGAAGGCUUCUAAAAAGCGUCUGGUGGCAGAAGUGAAGGACCUGAAACAGGAGCUGUUGAAAACGGAGGGGGAAAAGAAAAGUGCCGUGCAGGAACAAGCUCGCCUGCAGAAGGAGGUGGAGAGAGUCCAGCAGCAGAUGAACGGUCUGGAAGCACAUUUACAAUCUGUACAGACAGAAAGAGAUCAACUUGACUCUCAACUGCAGUCCCUUCAGUUUGACCAGAACCAGCUGGCGGCAGUGACCGAAGAAAAUGAAAAUCUGAGGAAGAGGGUUGAACAAAUGCAAAAUGAAGCCAGAACGGCUAUCUCAGAGCAGAAGGUGAAGAUGAAGCGUUUGGGCACAGAUUUGACCAGCGCGCAGAAAGAGAUGAAGGCCAAGCACAAGGCCUAUGAGAAUGCAGUUGGCAUUUUGAGUCGCAGGCUACAGGAAGCCCUCGCCGCCAAAGAGACAGCAGAGGCUGAACUUGACAAACUUAAAGCUCAGGUUGCAGAUGGGGGAAAUAGCCAGGAACUUCAGGCCAAGGUGAAGAGCCUGCAGGGAGAGCUUCAGGCAGUGAGCCAGAGUAAAGCCAUGCUGGAGAAGGAGCUCCAGGAGGUCAUCACCCUCACCAGCACUGAGCUGGAGGAGUACCAGGAGAAAGUGCUGGAACUGGAGGAUGAGCUUCAAGAAUCAAGAAAUUUUAAAAAGAGAAUCCGUCGAUUGGAGGAUGCUAAUAAGAAGCUUGCCCUCGAACUGGAGCAUGAGAAAGGGAAACUUUCCGGCCUUGGGAAAUCCCACAGUGCAUUGCGGGAACAUGCCAAUAUUCUAGAGGCUGCAUUGGCAAAAAGAGAAGCAGAUCUUGUCCAGCUCAACUUGCAGGUACAAGCAGUGUUGAAGCGUAAAGAAGAGGAAGACCAGCAGAUGAGACAGUUGGUGCAGACGCUGCAGACCGCUUUGGAGAAGGAGAAGAUAAAAGUCAAGGAUCUGACAGAGCAGGUGGCUGAGGCCAAGCUGGAGGCAGCCCACAACCGCAGGCACUACAGAGCAGCCGUGCUGGAGCUCAGCGAGAUCAAGAAAGAUCUGCAGGCCAAAGAAGAGCUUGUCAAAGCCUUAGAGAAAGAAGCUACGACACUAGCAGCUCAAGAUGAGAAGCACUCAGAAGAGGUUUCUCGUUUCCGGGAGGAAUUAGCUGACGCUCACACUCAACUUCAGAUCCUUCAAAAACAGCUUGAUGAUGAGCUCAAUAAACAGCCCGUCACUAACCAAGAGGUGGAGGAUCUGAAGUGGGAGGUGGAGCAGAAGCAGAGGGAGAUGGAGGCUCAGAAACAGCAGUUAGAGAUGGUAGAGCAGUGUCACCAGAGAGAGAUGCAAAGCCAGCAGGACAUGCUACAGACGAUAAAGGUGGAGCUGGAGAUGGUGCAAGAGGAGCUCAACGGCACACGCAAAGAUAAAUUCAUGCUGCAGGCUAAAGUGGGAGAGCUGAGGAACAGCAUGAAGACCGUUCUUCAGCAGAACAACCAGCUCAAACAGGACCUCAAAAACAGCCGACUUCGAAAGCAGCGGAUGGAUCUGAAGGGGGAAUCAACCCCAGUUACGCCAGUAAAAAUCCCCGACUGCCCUGUUCCUGCUUCUCUUCUGGAUGAACUGUUGAAGCCUUCGACGUCCGUCAAUAAAGAACCUCUCAAUAACCUUCACAACUGUCUGAAACAGCUAAAGCAGGAGAUGGACAGCCUUCAGAAGCAGAUGGAGGAACACACGGUCACAGUGACGUCGCUGGCCAGCCCAGAGGACGAGCUCCAGAAACUGGGCCUUCAUGACAGCAGCGAGUCCUCUAAUAAAGAAGACAAGGAGGAGAUGCUGCCUUCGUAAUGCACACAACAAUCCUUUAAAGACACUAUCUGAGGAGAGGGGGAGAGAGAGAGAGAGUUCACUUUUAUAUUCAUGUGCACUUUUACGUUUCUAAUCAACCGCCAAUAUUUGGCUUUAUCCUGUAUUCCUUACCAAGAUUUUUCGGGUGAAACAAAGUGUUCGGGUGAAACAAAGUCUUUAUACCACAGCUUUAUUUUCGAGGGGUCGUUUCGGUGUUUGUGUUGAGUUUACUUAUUUAUUUCUGGUUUAACCAAUAGAGCUGCUCUCUUUCUCUCUCACUCUGUCUGUUUAUCCCACAAUUUCACAGUCGUCGCCCACUUUACAUGCAGAUCUGAUGACGUUUUCUUUCUCAUCUCAUAAGAGGUGUUUGUGAGGGCUACUGCUAGACUGCUUUAAAACAAACAAACAAAAAAAGCAGCGUCAUAAGCAAAUGUGAUCCACAGCAAAUGUCCAGGGAUUCCAGUGUUAUAGUAACUAGUGACCUAUUGACCGUAUUGGUCAGGCGUAUAUCCUACAUAUCCACCAUCUUUCAGUAGUUCUAUCUUCCUGCAUGGAGAAAUCAGCAGCUGAACUGUUCUUCCAUUCCUCUGUGCCUGUGAAUGAGCUGAACUCUCACUCGGUCACUGGAGAGAUGCUUGAUUUUACGCAAUAUAAUGCAAAUGUUAUCAAUAAUAAGGCCCCAUAACAAUUAACCAAGCCCAAAAUAAAGCAAACAAACUGUAUAUUUAAUUUUUUCAGGCCUCUCAUCAAGUCUAAAGCGAUGCUAACAACUUCAUGUCUACAUACACUCUGCACUGUGUACCGCUUCACCCAUGAGUCUCAGCAUUUUAGUCCACUGUUAUGUAAGAUUGGACUGUACCUGGAUCUUGAGGAUGUCCUUAUAAUAUUGCAGUUCACAUGACAGACUCUUUCUGAUUCAAACUCAGGAUCUGAAGCCCCGGGAAUGUAAGCGGGAGACUGGGAGAAAGUAUUGGCGCCCCCUUUUUUGAAGGGUGAUGUUCUAUAUCAGGUCAUCCAGUGUCUGUUUUUGUGUGUGUGUGUGUGUGUGUGUGUAUGAUUCCACACAAAAGGUUUUUUGAUUGUGGCUGAGUUCGAUUAGUUCUCACUUGGGCUGCGCCUUAAAAUUGAUCCAAAAUAGAAACCUUUAAAUACUACUAAACAAAAAAGAUCAUAGCUUGAAUGAAAUUUUUCUUGAGAGAUCUUGGGAAAUCAUGUAAAAUAGUUUGAAAGCGCUGCUGAGUGUGUUGUACGUAUAUAUUUAUAAUAUAUAUAUAUAUAUAUAUAUAUAUAUAUAUAAAUGAAAGGUGUUGACUUGUAUUGCACAACUGAAAAAAGCAAGCUUACUGACGUUCAGGUAUGGACAUAUGUAAAAUAGUACUUUUUUGAUGGAGAGAUUUUGCCAUUUUUUUGCCCAUGUUGAUACUGUUCACUUAUUUAAAGCUUUUUGCAUCCCAAUAUUCUCAUGGACGGUUCGUCAUUAAAGCCUUAAUUAUUGGAGGAUAUUUUGAAUAAUGUACUUCAAUUGGGUGUGAUGUUUCUUUGUCUUUCCCCACUGAUGUCUUUAUUUCCCAAACUCCAUCUGUUGGUUGUCUAUGUGGAGUUGGAUUUAACUGUGUUAUGGGCUUGAACUGUUUGAUGUGUUUUCUGAGAUAAUGACAAUGAUCUCUGUAUACGGUAAUAAUAACCUUGAGGACUGCUUUAAAUAAUUAAGACAAAAUGGGAAAUGAAGCUUUACACGCUAUCAGUUACCUUUAACAGAUUAAUACAUACAGUGCUCAGCAUAUAAAAGCACACCCUUCACAAUUCUCUCUUUUAAAUUCAUAUUUUUAACAGGAUAUGCAAUAUUAUAUUUGUGCAUAUACAGAUUAGUCAGUACUGAAGCUAAAUCUUUAGUUUAUCUGACAAGAUAACUUAAGAUAACGGUCCAAAAACUAGUACAGCCAAAUUUAUAUGUUAUAGAAAAAUAUUAAAUACAAGUUUAAAAAAAGAGGGAAAAUCAAAAGAAGCAAAAGAAUUGAAAAGUAUCAUUGAAAUUGCAACUAUUUAAUUUACUAGCAAUAUUUUGCUUCUAUUUAAUUGUAUUAUCUUACAAUUUCUAAAUAUGUUUGGUGAGUAAAAUAUUAUUUAAAUAAAUAUAUGAUAUGAAUCUGUUUUGUUUAAAUGCACCAAAAUACAUUGCCGAUAAUCACUAAGAAAUGGAAACAAUUUUCAACAUGGGGUGUACUCAAUUAUGCUGAGCACUGUAUUCAGCAAAAAGGGAGGGAAUUGCGGUGUGUAAUUACUGUACUGACUAAAAGCACGAGUUUCUGUUCCAUGUUUAUAAAUGAGGAAAAAAAGUUUGACUUUUAAUUCUUGGCUUGCUCUGCAUUUUUAUGGGAUGUAUCAUAUUGAGUGUAAAAUAUAAAUCAUUCUGUAAAAUGA
Messenger RNA from Danio rerio (zebrafish), 7135 nucleotides. Lineage: Eukaryota; Metazoa; Chordata; Actinopteri; Cypriniformes; Danionidae. The record is from RefSeq and is a predicted model, not a curated record.